Amaranthus tricolor (Joseph's coat) is the source of this 942-nucleotide messenger RNA. RefSeq lists its product as uncharacterized. The transcript is spliced from 5 exons. Gene Ontology annotation, biological process: chromatin remodeling. Gene Ontology annotation, cellular component: nucleus. Gene Ontology annotation, molecular function: catalytic activity. The record is from RefSeq and is a predicted model, not a curated record. Lineage: Eukaryota; Viridiplantae; Streptophyta; Magnoliopsida; Caryophyllales; Amaranthaceae. The coding region runs from base 1 to 942 and encodes 313 amino acids.
AUGGAAAGAUUAUUAAAUGUUUCAUAUCAAUGCAAAGAUUAUAAAUAUCCACUUACGUAUAAUUUUAUUCUUUGUGGAGAUAGCAAGGCUUCUUUGAACCCUGAAUUUGAACCACUGUCACAAGCAACAGCACCAUCGACAACGGGGACAUAUACCAACUAUGGGGUUGAGAACCAGUUCGUAGUAGCUGAAUAUAGAGUUAGGAAACAUUUAUGGUCACUUAAGGUCAGGUCCAAGGAGAGGGGGUCAGGGGGGGCAACGAUUCAUGUAGCAUGUGUUCAAGAGACUAGGUGGAAGGGGCAAAAAGCAAAAGGUUUAAAGGGAUAUAAGUUAUGGUAUGCAGGUUUGGAAGGCAGACGUAACGGGGUUGGCAUCCUAGUGUCUAAUGAUAUCCUAAAGCAAUUGGUUGAAGUAAGGAGGUGUAAUGAAAAAAUUAUGCUAGUUAGGAUAGUAGUGAGGGAAGAGAUCAUAUCCAUUGUCAGUGCGUACGGGCCCCAAGCUGGGCUCGAUGAGCAGGUGAAGUGCAAGUUCUGGGAUAACCAAGGAGACCUCAUGAGAACUAUCCCGGAAGAUGAGAAAGUUUUCAUAGGAGGAGACUUUAACGGACAUAUAGGCAAAGAUGCAGGCAACCAUAACUUGGUACAUGGAGGGUUUGGUUUAGGGGCAAGGAAUGAGAAUGGGGAGAAUUUGCUGGAGUUUGUGCUUGCAAAAGAAUUGGUUAUAGCAAACUCAAUCUUUAGAAAGAAAGAUGAGCAUUUGAUCACAUAUAAGCGGCGGAUGUCUACCCAACAUAGGCUUUUAGUCCUGAUUUUUAGGAUGAGGAAGAAAAUCGUAGAGAAGAAUGUCGAGUCCAGGGGAAAGAUCAUGUGGAGGAGACUCAAAGGCGAUAUGGUCACAAUCCUGUCAAGUAAGAUAAGUUUAUUGGCUUCCCAAGUCAGUUAG